CGUGCAGAGUUAUGACUAAACAUGUAUAGACUAGCUUUCAUCUGGUUCGCGUGGUCAAGUAAGCUUUUUCACCUCGUACGUGCUGAUUUUGAGUUUACGACGUCAUAUCCGCGGGAAUGCACAACUCUCAAUGUUACAUGGAAACCCGAAAUGGAUGGUUUCCCUUAUAGUGUUUAUGUCAUGGUCUUGUCAGCUUCAGUGCAAAGUUGGCGAAUCGAUUCAAGCUAUCAAUCAAACACUUCAGAAAUCACUUUUCAGUAUUCAAUACCAAAGAUUAGUUCAUUGUUCAAGCAAUUCAUGGUUGCCGUUGUGGACAGCAAAGGGAAUGGCAACAGCUCACAGGUAAUCACUCCGGACAGCCUUGACAAUCAUCCUUCUGGCUGUGGUGAUUACACUGAGAAUUAUAAAUGGUUGUAUGCGUCUGAAUUGGUCUCACCAAAAGGACCGGACGCUUUCAGUACAACCAAAUUACAGUGCUCAGUGUUGAAUUAUUAUACAACAGAUACACUCAACGCAACCGGACCAUUCUCCUACUCGUUGGUCCCUGAAUCUGGCUUACCGGUUACCGUCAAUAUUCCAAAAUCAGCACAAACGAAUUCAUCUUACUUUUACUAUGAAAGUACAUUACCUUUCAGAGAAAAUACAAGAUUUUAUCAAUUCAUGUCCGAUUCGCUCCAAAGUGCGGAUGGAGGAGGUAGUCCGCUAUACACUGUUGCGUGGAGUCAAAACCAUACAUGCUUGCAAGAAAGCUUCAAGCUACCGGACUUGGAUACUAGCCACGCUUUACCCGUUUCUUCAGUUCCAGCGACCUUUUUAAACCUUCCGGGUGCCAUCCCUUUUCCAUCAAGUGAUAAUGGCAAUGGCUCUAGCACUUUGAACCACCCUUUCAGCGGGCAAGGCACACAAGGGAACUUUGGGACAAACAGUCUUGGAAAAUUAUUGGGCGGGAUCCUUGGAGCUUUUUUUGGUUUGCUUUUGCUUGCAUUCAUAAUUCAUAAAUGGUAUCGAAAGCAUCAAAAGAAGAAACAAAAAUUGGAUAGGGUUGAAAGUGCACAAUUUGUUGAUUUAGGAGAAAGUAUCCUUGAACAAGGCCCGCCAAGCAUUCGCCAAUCAACACUUAUUUCACCUUUUCUUCAUGCUACAAAUAGAGUCGAUCAUCAUGAACCACUAAAUAGUAAUGACCCUAACGCGAUUGGUCUAACAGCGAUCAGUCGCAACGAAAGUUUCCCUGCCUUGGGUACCUCUCUUGGUGAUCGGAGUAGCACUGGUAUGCGAGGUGUUUCAAGGUCGGAGAUUCCGAGAUCUAGAUCGGAUUAUGGGUUAUCUUUAGCCAAUUUUACAAGCGAUGCCACUGAAGCACUUCUAGAUCCAGCAAACGAUUCAGCGAAUCAAUCUGGGCUCUCACAACACGCAAGACAACAUUCACAAGGAAGCAUGGACGCGAACAGGUCUUUGCAUCAACGAUCGGAUAGUAUGUAUUCUUUUAUCAGCAAUACGGUGGGCGUUUUGGCCGAGAACGAGCUUUCAACUGCUGAAGCAAAUCUUGGCUCGAUGUACGACUAUACUUCCAUGCCCGACAAUCCGGGCCAAUUUGCGAAUAUGGUAGGCCAUCGUAGCCGUGAAAUGCAUCUUGACGCAGGCCCAUUAAUCGAAGAUUCACCACCGCCGUACAAGUUUAGGGUGAAUGAAACAAAUUCGCCAAAGCCUUGAUCUAAUCGCAUGUAUAGACAAUAACAUCCCUUGAAAAGAGCCUCUUUCUAUUGAUGAACGAAUUCUGACAACCUCAGAUUCUUCCCAAGACACGAGUAUGCGCGUGAGUAGAGAUCCAUCCAUCCAGAAAGCUCAACAGUCUGGAACACUGACUGAGAUACUGUAGCUUGUUGCCAAUCCGCUCAAAGAUGUUUCCUUGAAUUCGUUGCGCAUACCUUGAGCAGUUAAACGCAUGGCACGUAUUGCAUCGUCCAGAGAGAUCUUCUGCGUGCCUGA
Messenger RNA from Meira miltonrushii, 1986 nucleotides. RefSeq lists its product as uncharacterized. The transcript has a single exon. The coding region runs from base 22 to 1710 and encodes 562 amino acids. The record is from RefSeq and is a predicted model, not a curated record. Lineage: Eukaryota; Fungi; Basidiomycota; Exobasidiomycetes; Exobasidiales; Brachybasidiaceae.